CUAACUUCUUUGUAAACUUUUUAGUCUAUAACUGAUUCCCUCACAGCUGCGGACGGAUUUCAACGCUCCCGAUUAUUUUGUGUUUGUUUGUUCUAAAGUCGUCGCUUUUUUUAUUGAAUAGGAUUUGAUCUUGUUUUAACUAUGGCGCACACCGCAAGUACAAAACGGAAGAAUGCAGUCGACUCCCUGGAUAAUCUCAUUCAGUCGCUACAUGGGGUUUUCUCCGCUGAUGAGGUUAACAUAGAAGAGGUGAAGACUCUCAUGGAGUCUUACGAGAGCAACCCCAAAGACUGGAUGAAAUUUGCUAAAUUUGACAAGCACAGAUACACCAGGAACCUUGUGGACGAGGGGAAUGGGAAGUUUAAUAUUAUGCUCCUGUGCUGGGGAGAGGCACAUGGCAGCAGUAUUCACGAUCACACAAACUCCCACUGCUUCCUCAAGCUGCUGCAGGGCAGACUCAAGGAGACUCUGUACGACUGGCCCGAGGACAAGCGCAGCAAGCAGGAGCUGCAUAAGAGAUGCGAGAUCAACUUCGAGGAGAAUCAGUGCACCUACAUCAAUGACUCUAUUGGGCUUCAUCGGGUAGAGAACAGCAGUCACUGUGACCGUGCGGUGAGCCUGCACCUCUACAGCCCGCCCUUUGAUACCUGCCACACCUUCGACGAGAGGACGGGCCACAGGAACUCUGUCAAGAUGACCUUCUGGAGCAAGUAUGGAGAGAGGACCCCCUACGGAACAGCUUUAUCAAAAGAGAACAACUGACUUUGGAACCAAUCAAAUACUGGAUUUCGGACCGGAUUGAAAGAGCAAACGCCACCGGGUUCUGAGAAGAGACUAUUCUAGUUACUGUACAGCACUCUCUGUCCAUUGAAACCUUGAAGAUGCAAUCGCAUGCAAAAUUGCAGGACUCGAGAAGAAUAUGAAAACUAUUCUUCUUAAAAAAAAUUUUUAAAAAAAGUUUUUUUUUAUCAAUAUUGUUAUUAUUUCUUUAGAAAAAGAAGUAUUCAAAACAAAAUACAUGUUUUUAACUGGAACCUCUUGUCUCACUCAAGUAGAUUCCAAGGCUGCUUCGCUCAGUCACUCCCAGCGCUUUCCCAGUCGGGGAUCAACGUGGUGUUUGCAGCUUUUCCACACAGACCACUAAGCUAAACAAGUACGGGUUCUUAGACGGUGUUGUAUUUUGUUAAUAAUAAAAUCCAAACUGUGGAAUU
Acipenser ruthenus (sterlet) is the source of this 1211-nucleotide messenger RNA. Its product is annotated as cysteine dioxygenase type 1-like. The coding region runs from base 142 to 762 and encodes 206 amino acids. NCBI's taxonomy places the organism in Eukaryota, Metazoa, Chordata, Actinopteri, Acipenseriformes, Acipenseridae. Gene Ontology annotation, molecular function: cysteine dioxygenase activity; ferrous iron binding. Gene Ontology annotation, biological process: L-cysteine catabolic process. The record is from RefSeq and is a predicted model, not a curated record. The transcript has 5 exons.